Molecule: messenger RNA, 1176 nt
Organism: Penicillium brevicompactum
Lineage: Eukaryota; Fungi; Ascomycota; Eurotiomycetes; Eurotiales; Aspergillaceae
Product: putative mitochondrial carrier protein (Rim2)
Exons: 3
Coding region: 1-1176 (391 amino acids)
Biological process (GO): pyrimidine nucleotide import into mitochondrion
Cellular component (GO): mitochondrion
Molecular function (GO): pyrimidine nucleotide transmembrane transporter activity
Source: RefSeq, a predicted model, not a curated record
AUGACUGUCUCUCCAACAGCCCCCAGCUCUGCGCAGGCGCAUCUGGGAGGCACCCCCGCCUCAUUCAAUAAAGAAUCGAUCCCACAAUCGAGAGAAAUGGGGGACGUCAUUCCGAAUCGAACACCACCAGUCAGCGAAGAGAAGCCUGAAGCGAAGCCAUUCGCGCACUUCGUCGCCGGAGGGUUAGGAGGAAUGACCGCUGCCACUCUUACCUCGCCGCUGGACGUCUUGAAGACGCGCCUGCAAUCCGAUUUCUACCAGACGCAACUCCAAACGUUGCGCGCUUCGAAGCCUGCACCCGCUCCGUCCUCUAAUACCCUGGUUCACCUCACCCGGACGGCGGGCAUGCACUUCAGUGAAACAUUCCAGAUCCUCCGCUCGAUACAUGUUCACGAAGGGUGGCGCGCGCUGUUCAAGGGACUGGGGCCGAACCUGAUCGGCGUGGUCCCGGCUCGCGCCAUCAACUUCUACGUGUAUGGAAACGGAAAACGGAUACUGAGUGACUAUUUCGGCUACCGAACCGCCGAGCAGACUCCUAUGGGCAUUCACCUCGCGGCAGCAUCGAUUGCCGGCAUCGCCACGGGAACAGCGACGAACCCGAUCUGGCUUGUGAAAACACGGUUACAACUGGACAAAUCGAAUGCGGAGCAUGGGAAGAGCCGGCAAUACCGCAACAGCUUCGACUGUAUCAAGCAGACUGUGCGCCACGAAGGCAUCAAGGGCCUCUAUCGUGGCCUCUCUGCUUCCUACCUGGGAGUGACCGAGUCGUCGCUCCAGUGGGUGAUGUACGAGCAAAUGAAAAUGUAUCUUGCUCGUCGUGAUGCUCUCAAGAAGUCUGAUCCGGGCUACGAAUACACCUCGUGGGACUCCGCGGAGCUGUGGGGUGGCCGCAUCAGUGCUGCCGGUCUGGCCAAGCUGGUCGCGGCUGCGAUCACUUAUCCUCACGAGGUCGUGCGCACACGUCUGCGCCAGGCACCGACCGUCUCUUUGGGCAACGGCAAGGUUGAAAUGAAAUACACUGGUUUGGCUCAGUGCUUCAAGACUGUCUGGAAGGAGGAGGGCAUGGUCGCCAUGUAUGGCGGCCUGACACCUCACUUGCUUCGCGUCGUGCCUUCUGCUGCGAUCAUGUUUGGAAUGUAUGAGUUUAUUCUGCGCGUUUUCGGCACGACUUCAUAA